Molecule: messenger RNA, 1712 nt
Organism: Nanorana parkeri
Lineage: Eukaryota; Metazoa; Chordata; Amphibia; Anura; Dicroglossidae
Product: gastrula zinc finger protein XlCGF57.1-like
Exons: 6
Coding region: 44-1693 (549 amino acids)
Biological process (GO): regulation of DNA-templated transcription
Molecular function (GO): DNA-binding transcription factor activity, RNA polymerase II-specific; RNA polymerase II cis-regulatory region sequence-specific DNA binding
Source: RefSeq, a predicted model, not a curated record
UAAUUCUCCACUAUCCGUCUACAGAGAAACCUACAAAGAUCUCAUGUCUACAUCAACGAGGAUGGAGGAGGAGCGGAGUCACAUGACUGAGAGGAUAUUCAACCUCACCCUGGAGAUCAUCUACCUGCUGACCGGAGAGAGUUUUCCUCUUCUGAAGUCAGGUGAUCAUCUGUCCAUCACAGUGCCUCCAUGUGACUCCUUAAGACCUGAGAGACCCAACAUGGAGAAGAUUCUAGAAGUCACCAAGAACAUCGCUGAGCUGCUGACAGGAGAGAUUGGAAACCUCGGGAACUAUAAUGAUAUGAAAGAAGAGUAUAAAGAGGAGGAUGAGGAGUAUGGAGUGAUGAAGGAGCUUUCUGAAGGACACAAGGAUCUCUACAAGAACAUUAUGAUGGAGCCACCUAGUAAGAGGAACCCACCAGAGAGAUGUCCCCGUCCUCUGUAUUCCCGGGAUUCCACACAGGAAGAUCUCGCCGUCCCCCACCAUGAUCAGGGUGAAGAUCUGAUGAAGGUGAAAGCUGAGGGUGACGUAGAAGAGACGUAUGUGAGGGAUGAUCAGCAACAUACGGAGGAGGAUGGAAUGAUGAGGACACUCAAAGAGGAGGACACUCCUACAGAGAUCAGCACAGGACACGCCAUGGAGAAACCCUCAAAGGAUCCUCUGACUUUAUCUCCAGGUUGUAAGAUGGAAGAUGAGGACAUCACAGCAGAUUGUGCGGGAGAAGAGACAAUGAGCUCAGCUAUGGAUGGUGGACUUCACAGUGUGGAUAGAGCAUGGAGUCCCUCUGACUCUGAGCAACCUCGUCCUGUGGGGGAUGGUGCCGGAAUUCAGGGGGAGAAGACAUUUUCCUGUCCUGAGUGUGGGGAAAGUUUUAGCUCUGAUUUAACUUUUUGUGUUCAUCUGAGUUCUCACAUGGGUGACAAGUUUCUUUACUGUUAUGAGUGUGGGAAAUGUUUUCUUCGUAAAUCAGACCUUGUCACACAUUACAGAUCUCACACGGGGGAGAAGCCAUAUUCCUGCUCUGAGUGUGGGAAAUGUUUUUUACAUAAGCGCACUCUUUCUGUUCACCAGAGAUCGCACACGGGUGAGAAGCCAUAUUCCUGCACCGUGUGCGGGAAACGUUUUUCACGGAAGAGCCCUCUCACCAUUCAUCAGAAAUUGCACACGGGGGAGAAGCCAUAUUCCUGCUCAGAAUGUGGGACAAGUUUUUCACUUAAGGGCAGUCUUACCACACAUCAGAGAGCGCACACAGGUGAGAAGCCAUAUUCCUGCUCUGAUUGUGGUAAAUGUUUUCAAACAUGGACCUCUUUUAACUCGCAUAAGAGAUUACAUACCGGCGAGAAACCAUACUCGUGCCCUGAGUGUGGAAAAGGUUUUUCACAGAAAAGCAAUCUUUCCAGUCAUCAGAGGUCGCACACAGGUGAGAAGCCAUAUUCCUGCCCGGAGUGCGGAAAACGCUUUUCACAGAAGGGCCCCCUUUAUAGUCAUCAGAAAUUGCACACGGGGGAGAAACCAUAUUCCUGCUCCGAGUGCGGGAGAGAUUUUGUACAAAAGGGAAAUCUUAUCAAACAUCAGAGAGCGCACACAGGUGAGAAGCCAUAUCCCUGCUCUGAUUGUGGUCAAUGUUUUACAGCAAGGACCUCUCUUAAGACACAUAAGAGAUUACACACAGAGGAGAAGCCAUAUUCCUGACCCUAGUGCGGGAAAGGUU